UUUCGGCCUCCUCGCAGCGCAGGGAGUUCGUGCGAAAUCCGCGUGCACCUGUAGCAACAGGGUGAGGAGGCGGGGGGAGAGAGACCACGGCAUACACUCGACACCUGUUCGCACACCCAUGAUGCGGACCCAUGGCUCAUGGCUGCAGUACCGGUCACCGCUCAGCUCGCUCUUCUCGACGAGGUUUGUGGCGGUGGAAGGAAGCGAAGUCCGCGGCUUUUCCUCGGACCUCACUGACGCACUGGCGCUCUUUGCGCUCGGCCCAUUGUGCGAGACGGCGACUGGGGUCAUCCGCGGCGGGCUUGCUGGCCAGGCGUAUGCCUUUUACAUCCAGCUCGGCGGAGGGUGCGGUGUCACCCACGUCUUUGCCGCUCACGAGCCCGCUGUUCUCAAGGCGUGGCUCUCAGCCCUCAUCGCCGCGGGCGCCACCUACGUCGGCGUGGUGGACGAUCUGCCCGCGACGAGCGAUGUCAUGGUCGGUGGCUACGAUGAGGGCCCCAGUUCGAGCAAGGUUGGCGGCGGCGGCGGCGGCGACGACGAGAGCGGGAGCGGUGACAGCGGAUGGACGGAUGCCAUUGUCCCGCCCAACGCCAUCCAGUCCGUGAUCUCGUCGGCAAUGACCAUGGCGGUUCUCGUCGACAUCCAGUCAAGGAAGCCGCGGGUCAAGAUGGUCUCGCGGUACUUUGUGCUCACGCCGGGCACGCUCUCGGUGUACACUUCGCCGCGACUCCCGGCCAAGCUAGUGGCACAGCUGGACACCCGCGAGUACAACGUCGGCAUCAAGCACUUUGCCGAAGCUGCGCCUAACUGCAUCUUUCUUGCACCCAAGGACGUGACCGGGACUAAGGCCGAGGGCGUAGUGUGGGCCAACGUGUCGUCGGCCGACAAGCAGCGCGCGUGGGUCCGCGCCCUCGUCGCCAAGGGCAAGACCGGCCAGGCGCAGUGGGACUCGAUCCGCGACGAUGUCGAGGGCACGCUCUUCUACGAGUACCUUCUCGCGCCGCCGCCGCCCGAAGACGCCAAGAUCCGCCCGCCAUCGUUCCACUCGCAGUUUGCCGACGUCAACGACGAGCGCAAGCAAAAGGCCAUUCAGCGGGCUCUCGAGGCCGAGGCCGCCGCGGCAGCGUCGGCGCGCCCAGCCUCGGGCGACCACUUUGUCUCGGAAGAGCUGCUCGCCGCGCCGGCAUCGGGCGGUGGCGGUGCCAAGACCAAGUCGCCGUCGCUGUCCAAAGUGGCGCGGAUGAAUGCGCUGGCGUCCAAGGUCCCGCUCUCGGUGAAGGAGCAAGCAGCUCGGACGCGCAAGUGGUGCCAGGCCGUGCUCGCCAAGCGGCACCCGUCGGGAAAUACCCCGAUUGGGCAGUUCAACAUGGAGAAGGCUGCCGCCUGCGGAUGGCUCUUCUUUGAGAUGGUGACAGACUAUGCACACGAGCGGGCGCCCGAGCACACCAUCGACGUCAACUCGAUUGCGGCGUGCCGGACAAACCUCUCACUCGCACGCGAGUGGAUGAGCCUCCUCGGCAUCGACGUUGAGGGCUGGCAGGUCGACGACGUUGUCGGCUGCUCGACUCGCCCGAUUCUUCGCGCACUCUCUGCGGUUGCCGACCGGUACAACGUCGACCUCGCCGACGGCGGGCCCGAGUACCUUGCCAGAGCAAUAGUGCCGCAAGCGUCAGGAGGGGCGUCAGGCAGCGGGCGUGCGUCUAGCAACAGCGGCAGCAGCAGCGGCAGCGGAAAGAAGCGUGCGCUGCGCUCGUCGUAUGUCGCUGACGUCCAGCGGGCGGUGCCUGGGCAGGCGCGGCGGCUCUCGGUCUCGGCGCCGAGCACAGACACGGCUGUCGCCGUCACAGUCGAUGAGCCGUUUGGGUGGGAGCCGUCGCUCAGCUCGCAGCAAGUGGCGUCGGCGAGCAAGCUCGAGGGUAUCACCCUGCCCUGGAUCAACGCCGUCCUCAACUCGCGCGGCGACUGCUGA
Thecamonas trahens ATCC 50062 is the source of this 1969-nucleotide messenger RNA. RefSeq lists its product as uncharacterized. The record is from RefSeq and is a predicted model, not a curated record. Gene Ontology annotation, molecular function: protein binding. Bases 119 to 1969 code for a protein of 616 amino acids. The transcript has 2 exons. Lineage: Eukaryota; Apusomonadida; Apusomonadidae.